Messenger RNA from Psammomys obesus (fat sand rat), 1295 nucleotides. RefSeq names its product phospholipid phosphatase 5 (gene Plpp5). The record is from RefSeq and is a predicted model, not a curated record. Gene Ontology annotation, biological process: phospholipid metabolic process. Bases 64 to 849 code for a protein of 261 amino acids. Gene Ontology annotation, molecular function: phosphatidate phosphatase activity. The transcript has 7 exons. Lineage: Eukaryota; Metazoa; Chordata; Mammalia; Rodentia; Muridae.
GAGCCACGUCAGCGUCCGGCCCGCGCCUCGCCUCGCCUCGCCUCGCCUCGCCUCGGUGGCGGCAUGGGGACGGCGGCCCUGGGAGCCGAGCUGGGCGUGCGGGCCCUGCUCUUCGCGGCCUUCCUGCUGACCGAGCUGCUCCCCCCGUUCCAGCGGCGGAUCCAGCCCGAGGAGCUGUGGCUCUACCGGAACCCGUACGUGGAGGCGGAGUACUUGCCCGCCGGGCCCAUGUUUGUGAUCGCGUUCCUCACGCCGCUGUCCCUCAUCUUCCUGGCCAAGUGUCUGAGGAAAGCGGACGCCGCUGACAGCAAGCAGGCCUGCCUCGCUGCCAGCCUUGCCCUGGCUCUGAAUGGUGUCUUUACCAACGUAAUAAAACUCAUAGUGGGGAGGCCACGCCCAGAUUUCUUCUACCGAUGCUUUCCUGACGGCCUGGCCCACUCGGAUUUGACUUGCACGGGCGACAAGGAUGUGGUGAAUGAGGGCCGUAAAAGCUUCCCCAGUGGACAUUCUUCCUUUGCGUUUGCUGGUCUAGCCUUUGCUUCCUUCUACCUGGCGGGAAAGUUACACUGCUUCACACCACAGGGCAGAGGGAACUCCUGGAGGCUUUGUGCCUUUCUGUCGCCUCUCCUCCUUGCAGCUGUGAUUGCACUCUCUCGCACGUGUGACUACAGGCACCACUGGCAAGAUGUGCUGGUUGGAUCCAUGAUUGGAACGGCAUUCGCCUACAUCUGCUACAGGCAGUACUAUCCCCCUCUGACUGAUAGAGAAUGCCAUAGGCCAUUUCAGGACAAGCACAGACUUCCCUCUUCACAGAAGAAGCCCAGUGAGCCUCAACACUUGGAUAUCUAGCUGAAUCUACCUCAAUGAAAAACCUCCAAACUGGAUGCCAUACUCAAGCCAAGGAUUUCUGGCUUUUACCUCUUCCAGGGUAAAAGCCACACGAGUCUGCUGCCACAGGACUGUACCUUCCCCCACUCCCAAGGCUAGAUCCUGAGGAAAUCCCUGGCCUGGCCUGAUCUGGCAAGGGAAUCUCUCUCACCAGGUUAGUGAAUCUGGUCCACUGGAUUGGUUUCCCAAGAUCUAGCAUUUUUACGUUAAUGUAAAUGUCACUCCUAAAGAGACCUGCUCACAAAGGAGGCUUUUCAUGACCCUCCUUUAUCCUGGAAGGCUUAAUGACCAAAUGUAAUCUUUGUCCCUUAUGAAUAAGGGCAGUGCCAGUCAAGCUUUGAUUCUGUUUACUUUCUGUGGUAACAUUCCAUUACGCCUUAAAUAAUAAAAUGUCCAAUUUUGGCCAA